AUGGCUCGUAACGAGGAGAAGGCGCAGUCCAUGCUGAACCGCUUCAUCACGAUGAAGCAGGAGGAGAAGCGCAAGCCCCGCGAGCGCCGGCCGUACCUCGCCUCCGAGUGCCGGGACCUCGCCGACGCCGACCGCUGGCGUGGAGAGAUCCUGCGCGAGAUCGGCGUCAAGGUCGCCGAGAUCCAGAACGAGGGCCUCGGGGAGCACCGCCUCCGAGACCUCAACGACGAGAUCAACAAGCUCCUCCGCGAGCGCAGCCACUGGGAGCGCCGCAUCCUCGAGCUCGGAGGCCGCGACUACUCUCGCAGCUCCAACGCCGCCCUCAUGACCGACCUCGACGGUAACAUCGUCGCCAUCCCCAACCCCUCCGGCCGGGGCCCAGGCUACCGCUACUUUGGCGCUGCCAAGAAGCUCCCCGGCGUCCGUGAGCUAUUUGAUAAGCCACCUGAGGUCCGCAAGCGCCGCACCCGCUACGAGAUCCACAAGCGCAUCAAUGCCGGGUACUAUGGAUACUAUGACGACGAGGACGGUGUGCUUGAGCCCCUUGAGGCUGCUGCCGAGAAGCGCAUGCGGGACGAGGUUGUCACGGAGUGGCACCGGGUGGAGCGUGUGCGGCGGGAGGCCAUGAAGAAUGUGGUGAGUGGCGAGGUGGCUGCAGCAGGUGGGCGUGGUGGGGAAGCUGCUACGGAGGUGCUGUUCGAGGAGGUGGAGGAGGAGGUUGAGGAGGAGAGGAGGCUGGAGGAAGAGAGGAUGGAAAGAGAGAAGGGGGAAGAGGCUGGGAGGGAGUUUGUGGCACAUGUGCCGCUCCCUGACGAGAAGGAGAUUGAGCGGAUGGUGCUAGAGCAGAAGAAGAAAGAGCUGCUCAGCAAGUACACAAGUGAUACCCUGCAAGGCGAGCAGAAGGAGGCUAAGGAGAUGCUCAAUGUCCAACGCUAG
Molecule: messenger RNA, 936 nt
Organism: Triticum turgidum subsp. durum (durum wheat)
Lineage: Eukaryota; Viridiplantae; Streptophyta; Magnoliopsida; Poales; Poaceae
Source: the annotation of a GenBank genome assembly